AUGAGGCCUCAUUAUCUGGCAGGUAUCAAAGACGCAGACUCUGCUAGGAAAGGCGUGGCAGUUGCCACACUUUUUGGUGCCUGUAAUUCGGACGCAGUGCGCGAAGGGACCCUUGCCCUCCCGACAGCAAAUGCAAGGGUUGUCAAGGAGAUCACCAACCACCUGGAUCAAGUCAGCUUCGGCACGCUUAACGUAGUCACCAACCCAGUUCUAGAAAAGGAUGGGGGUUGCAAUGUCACAGCCGUCGACUAG
Penicillium canescens is the source of this 252-nucleotide messenger RNA. RefSeq lists its product as uncharacterized. NCBI's taxonomy places the organism in Eukaryota, Fungi, Ascomycota, Eurotiomycetes, Eurotiales, Aspergillaceae. The coding region runs from base 1 to 252 and encodes 83 amino acids. The record is from RefSeq and is a predicted model, not a curated record. The transcript has a single exon.